AGUCAUUUCACAACAAACCUAAUCUGACAGAAUCAACAAGGUAGCCUACUUAAAGGGAUUUUAUAAUUCUAAUGAAGAAACAGACAGAGGUGGCUUUCAACUGUUUUCAAAGGAAAUAUAAACUACAGAUAUCUACAGAUUUUACAAAUAUAUUUUUAUUCAUUAAUUCAUUUCUCUGGAAAUGAGGGCAAGCACAGCAAGGAUUUUAUUUUCCAUAGCAUUCAUCUGCUGGCAGAAUACAGUAGCCACAACCACUUCAUCAUCCAUGAUGACAAAGUCUAUUGUGGGAUCAGUAGAAAUCAAAAUCCAGCUCAUUCUUGAAGAAACAAGUGAAACAGAGGUACUUCAACUGGUCAAGCAGUUCCUAUCUUCACAAAUCAGAGGUGGAAGUCAACAAGAGAGGUUGCAAAGUGUAAAGUAUCAAAAAUUGCCUAGUGGAGCCUUUGCCAUCCAUUUGUCUUUCCUGAUCAGCAAUGUGAAGAUGUUAGAAGAUCUUCAGGGCAGGGAUGUAACUUAUAAAUCAAUCCAGGACUCCAUCAACGCACUGAUGAACUCAAUACAACAGAAACCAUGUGGGAUUCCUUCUGCAAACCACACGAGUAGCCAAAUAACAGCUGCAAGUACCACUGCUUCAUCUACAAAAUUCACAGAUGGCACAUCAUCAACAUCAGCUUCCACACCAACAACUGAAAGUCUGACCAGCACACCUGCAGCAGCCUUACCAACAACAACUUCUGCAAGUACCACUGCUUCAUCUACAAAAUCCACAGAUCGCACAUCAUCAACAUCAGCUUCCACACCAACAGCUAAAAGCCUGACCAGCACACCUGCAGCAGCCUUAUCAACAACAACUUCUGCAAGUACCACUGCUUCAUCUACAAAAUCCACAGAUCGCACAUCAUCAACAUCAGCUUCCACACCAACAACUGAAAGCCCGACCAGCACACCUGCAGCAGCCUCAUCAACAACAACUUCUGCAAGUACCACUGCUUCAUCUACAAAAUCCACAGAUCGCACAUCAUCAACAUCAGCUUCCACACCAACAACUGAAAGCCCGACCAGCACACCUGCAGCAGCCUCA
Molecule: messenger RNA, 1081 nt
Organism: Paramormyrops kingsleyae
Lineage: Eukaryota; Metazoa; Chordata; Actinopteri; Osteoglossiformes; Mormyridae
Source: RefSeq, a predicted model, not a curated record